UAGAAAAGCGGCGGCAGCGGCUCUAGCGGCAGUAGCAGCAGCGCCGGGUCCCGUGCGGAGGUCCUCCUAGCGGUGUUGUUUCUCGAGCAGCGGCAGCUCUCACAACAGCGCCAGGACGAGUCCGGUUCGUGUUCGUCCGCGGAGAUCUCUCUCAUCUCGCUCGGCUGCGGGAAAUCGGGCUGAAGCGACUGAGUCCGCGAUGGAGAAAACUUUAGAAACUGUUCCUUUGGAGAGGAAAAAGAGAGAAAAGGAACAGUUUCGUAAACUCUUCAUUGGUGGCUUAAGCUUUGAAACCACAGAAGAAAGCUUGAGGAACUACUACGAGCAAUGGGGAAAACUUACAGACUGUGUGGUAAUGAGGGAUCCUGCAAGCAAAAGAUCAAGAGGAUUUGGUUUUGUAACCUUUUCAUCCAUGGCUGAGGUUGAUGCUGCCAUGGCUGCAAGACCCCAUUCAAUUGAUGGGAGAGUGGUUGAGCCAAAACGUGCUGUAGCAAGAGAGGAAUCUGGAAAACCAGGAGCUCACGUAACUGUGAAGAAGCUGUUUGUUGGUGGAAUUAAAGAAGAUACUGAGGAACAUCAUCUUAGAGAUUACUUUGAGGAAUAUGGAAAAAUUGAUACUAUUGAGAUAAUUACUGAUAGGCAGUCUGGAAAGAAAAGAGGCUUUGGCUUUGUUACUUUUGAUGACCAUGAUCCUGUGGAUAAAAUUGUAUUGCAGAAAUACCAUACCAUCAAUGGUCAUAAUGCAGAAGUGAGAAAGGCUUUGUCUAGACAAGAAAUGCAGGAGGUCCAAAGUUCUAGAAGUGGAAGAGGAGGCAACUUUGGUUUUGGGGAUUCACGGGGUGGCGGUGGAAAUUUUGGACCUGGACCAGGAAGUAACUUUAGAGGAGGAUCUGAUGGAUAUGGAAGUGGUCGUGGAUUUGGGGAUGGCUAUAAUGGGUAUGGAGGAGGACCUGGAGGUGGCAAUUUUGGAGGUAGCCCUGGUUAUGGAGGAGGAAGAGGAGGAUAUGGUGGUGGAGGACCUGGAUAUGGCAACCAGGGUGGGGGCUACGGAGGUGGUUAUGACAACUAUGGAGGAGGAAAUUAUGGAGGUGGAAGUUACAAUGAUUUUGGAAAUUACAACCAGCAACCUUCUAACUAUGGUCCGAUGAAGAGUGGAAACUUUGGUGGUAGCAGGAACAUGGGUGGACCAUAUGGUGGAGGAAACUAUGGUCCAGGAGGCAGUGGAGGAAGUGGAGGUUAUGGAGGGAGGAGCCGAUAUUGAGCUUCCUCCUAUUUGACAUGGCAUUGAUAUGAACCAUGGACAAGUAUAUUCUGCUGCCACAAAGGACUGUAAAGUUCUUCAUUUCAACAGCUGAGGCAAGCCAAGUGAUCAUUAAUAAAGCUUUUCUUGGUUCCUUCAGUGGUGUUGGUAGUAAAAUGGUAGGUAAAAGUUAGGCUGCAAGUGCAAUACAUCAUGAAAUUUCCCAUCGUUACAACCUUGUGAAUUCACAUUUCUCGGAUCAAGCGUUUUGAGUGAACUAAGUUUUAUUAAUAAAGACAUUUUGAUCUUCUGUUACUGGAUAUGGUUGUUCUAGCUUUACAUGCUGAUCAGGAUAAAGGAGAAGGUAGGGCAAAAUGAUUAUCUGAAAUUUUCAGAUAAUAGUGUUUAUACCUUAAAGUGUCUGACUACAUUAUAAAUCCUUAUCGCAUCCAACGCUAAAUAGUUAGUUGGGUGUGCAUGUGGUAAUCGUUUCCUAGUACCCUACCCUUUAGGAGAGAUGUAGGUUGGCUGCUGAAAUUCAGUUCUUAAACUGAAUGUCUUUGAGGACUUCAUUACCUGGCUUUAUUGCCUUUUCAGGAAUGUGAUGAUAAUAAGGGCAUAUUCUACUGUAUUCACCAGUGAGUCUUCUUUGAUCCUAAAACCACCACUGAAGUUAUUUAGGCUCUUUCAACAAACAUGAUAAACUUCUUCAGAUACUUUUUUUUUCCUUUGGCAGGAAGGUGUCUUGCUGCAGGUAACUAAUGAAGAAGUGGUCAACCACAGAGUCUUCGAGAAAUAAGAAAUUCUGUACCAUCUGAAAGUAGUUCUUGUUGGUGCCUUCAUUUAAAAAGCACUUUAAGAUUAAAGGGAAAUGUUUUCUGACAAAAUACAAACUUCAUUUUAGUAUAGGUUCUUAAUAUAAAACAAUUACAAGUUGAGUAUUGUUUGUAAAAUAGUGACAAAGUCAGUUAGAGAAAUGUAUCAUGUUUUAAAUUAGGUUUUGUGAGUAGACAGAUAAUUCUAUUUUAAAUAUAAAGUUUAUAAAAUAAAUACUUUUGUAUUGAAAUACUUGGUGUAAUGCUUACACAUAAAAUGUGCGAAUCUUGUUCUAUAAACAGUUGUCUAAAAGGUUGCCAUCCCCUCAGUUUUUAAAGAAAUUUCACAAAUCUAUGCAUAUUGCCAUUUUCUUUUGAUAUUACAUGAACGAGAAAAGCAUUGUGGACAUUAUUGGCUGUCCCUAAUAAAAUGCCAUUCCUUACUGUA
This is a messenger RNA of Loxodonta africana (African savanna elephant), 2503 nucleotides long. It is a transcript of the gene HNRNPA2B1, whose product is annotated as heterogeneous nuclear ribonucleoprotein A2/B1. Gene Ontology annotation, molecular function: single-stranded telomeric DNA binding; mRNA 3'-UTR binding. Lineage: Eukaryota; Metazoa; Chordata; Mammalia; Proboscidea; Elephantidae. The record is from RefSeq and is a predicted model, not a curated record. Gene Ontology annotation, cellular component: catalytic step 2 spliceosome. The transcript has 12 exons. Bases 200 to 1261 code for a protein of 353 amino acids. Gene Ontology annotation, biological process: mRNA transport; mRNA splicing, via spliceosome.